This is a messenger RNA of Rhinolophus ferrumequinum (greater horseshoe bat), 2391 nucleotides long. RefSeq names its product CD5 molecule (gene CD5). Gene Ontology annotation, cellular component: plasma membrane. Gene Ontology annotation, biological process: T cell costimulation. Lineage: Eukaryota; Metazoa; Chordata; Mammalia; Chiroptera; Rhinolophidae. Bases 83 to 1543 code for a protein of 486 amino acids. The transcript is spliced from 10 exons. The record is from RefSeq and is a predicted model, not a curated record.
ACGGAGACACAGGGCCAGGGGCCAGACAGCCUCACCACGGGUGCCAAGCUUGCUGAAACUGAGGCAGGAGGAGGCUGCACCCAUGGGGUCUCAGCAACUGCCGCUGGCCACCCUGUUCCUGCUGGGGGUGCUGGUCACUUCCUGCUUCAGAAGGUCCAACCAGGAGGACUCAGUGUUCCAGGUGAGACUAGGAGGCUCCAACUCGCCGUGUCAAGGCCAGCUGGAGAUCUACUUCCAUGGCAUGUGGCACACGGUUGACAGCAAGAGCAAGGGGGAUCUCAAGCAGGCCUCUGCUCUCUGCCAGAAGCUGAAAUGUGGGACGGCCUUGGCCCUCGCCCACUUCCCUUCCUUCAACAGUCCCCAGAACCAGAUCACCUGCUACGGACAACUGGACACCUUCCACCGCUGCAACGCCAGCAACGCAAACCGUAACACAAACCCUCUGGGCCUGAUCUGCUUAGAGCCCCCGAAGACGACCCCUCCUCCCACAAGCCCAUCGCCCACAACCUCUAUGGAGCCCACAGUUCCUCCCAGGCUGCAGCUGUUGCCAGGGCCCAGGGGCCUGCGGUGUGCGGGCAUCCUGGUGUUCUACCGUGGCAGCCUGGGUGGCACCAUCAGCUACGAGGACCAGGACUGGACCCAGGACCUGGGCAACCGCAUCUGUGCGACCCUCCAGUGUGGCACCUUUCUAGAGCACCUGAAGGAGGCCGAGGCAACCAGGCCACAAGCCCCAGGGGAGAGCGAGCCCUUGCCAAUUCGAUGGAAGAUCCAGAAUGCAAGCUGUGCCUCCCUGGAGCAGUGCUUCAGAAAAGUCCAGCCCUUGGAGGGCGGCCAAACUCUCGCCCUCGUCUGUUCUGAUUUCCAGCCCAAGGUGCAGAGCCGCCUGGUAGGAGGCAGCGGCACGUGUUCAGGCACCGUGGAGGUGCGCCAGGGCAAGCAGUGGAAAGCCCUGUGCAGUAAUAGCCGCUCGGCCAAGGGAGCAGUGCGGUGGGAGGAAGUGUGCCGGGAGCAGCAGUGCGGCAAUGUCAGCUCCUACCAGGUGCUGGGGACUGGUGAGAAGACCUCCCAGGGGCUCAUCUGUAAACAAGGGAAGCUGUCCCAGUGCCACCAGCUUCAGGAGCAGAAACCCUGCAAGAAGGUGUUUGUCACAUGCCACGACCCAAACCCGGCGGGCCUGGGUGCAGCCACUGUGGCCAGCAUCAUCCUGGCCCUCGUGCUGCUGGCAGUGCUGCUCGUCAUGUGCGGCCCUCUCGCUUACAAGAAGCUGGUGAAGAAAUUCCGCCAGAGGAAGCAGCGCCAGUGGAUUGGCCCGACAGGAAUGAACCAGAACAUGUCUUUCCAUCGAAACCACACGGCAACUGUCCGCCGGUCCCAGGUUGAGAACCCCAUAGCCUCACACGUGGAGAACGAGUACAGUCAGCCUCCCAGGAACUCCCAAGUCUCAGCUUAUCCAGCUCUGGAAGGGGCCCUGCACCGUGUCUCCACCCAGCCCGAUAACUCCUCUGAGAGCGACUACGACCUGCAUGGGACUCAGAGGCUGUGAAAGGGGAGCCCGGCCCUGGGCACCCGGCUUCCCGCACGGCCCUGGGGGUGAGCACCAGCCACUGGCUCCUCACCUCCUGCCCACCCCACCCCUCCAUGAAUGGGGGACUCCAAGCGUCUUAACUCAUGGAAGGGGAAAGAAUAAGCAUCAAUGAUUUGGGUGAUGGGAACUGAUUUGGUAAUUACAGCAGAGGAAUCACCGACCUUAACACCACCUUUUAAAAUCAUCUCAGAAGAUCACCCAAAACAGCCCCUAGGAGUUUCCUGACGGACUUACACCCCCAAAGAGCUGCCAGCAGGAAAAAGAAGCCCCUGACCCGGAGCUGUCCCUGACAUUGGGGUCUGUCCCCCACCUCCUGGAACCAUCUCCAGGGGUGAGGUUUCUUCCUCUGACGGUUCCCUCUUGCCCCACAGAACUGAGAACCAGGAAAAAACAUCCAGAGUCAGACCUUUUGUCCUGAGAACACUGCCUUCACCGCUUGGAAAUGACGUCCCCGCCAGAACAAGGAUGGAGGGAAAGGCCUUUCCAACAUGUCCUACUGCCUUACAGUUGCAGGCCAGCUCUGACGCCUCCUGCGGGAGCCUGGCCCAGUGAAGGCCCCCAAACAGUUUGGCUGGCCCCUCAACUGUGGGAACUGUGAAAAGGCAGAACCCACAAACAAGUACCCCCCAAGCAGAGACAUGUGGGGGCCAGGCCAGGCCCCCUCCCCGUGUGUGGAAAGCAGCACCCGAGGAGAAUGGGCUGUCUCCUCACUCAGAUCGAGGACGCUCACAACUGGGGGAAAUGUGGGGGCGGAGUUUGCUAGUGUAUUUUUAAUAUGUUCUUUGUAAAUAACGCUUUUUUUACUU